CUGCGAAAUGCAUGUUUGCCCUUGACUCCAGCACGUGCUAUUGGCCACAGGCUGGAUUGAAGCCUUGUCAUGGCAAUGGUCGGCGUUGUCAAGUGCUACACGCUUGCAGCUUGACUACUGUAUACACAGUCUAGCUUCAGAUAAUACCGGCACAUCAGUUGCCGGUUGAGACUCUGAGACUAGGCUGAUAUGGCAGGUCGUCAGGGGUUCAGAUGCCAGAAACGAGCAUAAAAGCCAGUCUCGCACCGCAAGACUCUGAUCUGGGUAUCAGCAACUCUCUAAACCAGUCAACCAACUCACAACUAAGAUCUCCUUCUUCUGUCAUCAUGUCUCGACUUCCACCUGCUGAGAAACUACCCCUUGCUGUCCGCAAGAACAUCCGAGACAGCUGGGAGAACACCAAGGAGGACCACGAAAAGAAGCUCUCAGAGACUCUUGGUCAGCCAUGGACUAUCAACAUUGAUCCCAAAGCCCUCUAUCCUUAUGCCGAAGAGGGUUCCUGGGGCCACACCUCCAUGGGUGAUCUCAUUGUCAGCUAUGUUGAGGGCGUUGAAUAUCAAUUGAAGUACUUCAUUGAACAAAAUGGAGAUGGGGCUAAGGAUGAGAUCAACGAAAUCUGCUCCGGCCAUGUCCUGACCAUGGACUUUGAUGAGAAGAACACUGUUUCUUACUGCGGAACCAAGGUUGGUCCUGAGGGUGAACUCAUCAUCCUCUUCACCAAGGGCAACUUGGGUACCAACACCAACUAUGCUGCUGACACCAACAAUCUCACCAAGGCCUUGAACGAGGCUCCUUCUACUGUUCGACCCAUGAGCUUUGUUGCCAGGGCCUCUAUCAGGAGCGACUAUGACCCCAACGUUCAGCAGAUCCAGGAGAAGCUGAACAAGAUCCUCGGUCAAGAGAUCACCAUCGUGCCUAACUUUGAAGCUAACUUUGAAAAGCUCAAGGGCAAGGCUAGUGCUGAUAGCGGUUGGGAGCAAAACUUUGGAAGAUCUCAUUUCUCCUAUCUUGAAGGCUUGGUCUCGCAGCUUGAGUAUGACAAGUUCGGUGAGGAUGAUAUGCUUCAGGAGGGACUCCUCGAGGCCAUGGACAAGCAUGCUGUUCAUGUCCGCGUUGUAGACAAGACCAAGAGGUCCUACAACGAGACUGUCAUAGAAGAUGGUAUUCUCUACCUUCAGACUACCCCUUCAGACUUUGGUGUUAACGUUCAUCAAAUUUCAAAUGAUAUUGUCAAUAUCCUGUAGACUAGAGGGGCCUCCAUAGCUUACACUAGACAAGGACAUAUCUAUUAAAGGAAUUAAUACAUGGUUCUCGGGCGUAUCAUUUAACCAGCGUGCUGAAGUUUAAGAAAUCCGAAUAUAGUACGAUAAUCAGAACGGUAGAGUGACAAAGUGUUUAUAGUGAUCAUGUAUAAUGCACAG
Messenger RNA from Fusarium odoratissimum NRRL 54006, 1421 nucleotides. RefSeq lists its product as uncharacterized. Bases 213 to 1244 code for a protein of 343 amino acids. NCBI's taxonomy places the organism in Eukaryota, Fungi, Ascomycota, Sordariomycetes, Hypocreales, Nectriaceae. The transcript has 4 exons. The record is from RefSeq and is a predicted model, not a curated record.